AUGGACACAGAUCAAAGAUCAACGCAAAGCCAUAUCCUAGAUCUGGAAGAAAAAUAUUUGCCAAGCUCUGACUAUAAGUUUAACAACUUUUCAGAGUCCACAACAGCCGUAGAUUUUAAGCAGAUUUCAUCCCCAAUCCAUUCAUCUAAUGAAAUUAAAGAGGAUGCUGAAAUUUUCAAGCUAAAAGCUCAAGUUUCUGAAAUCAAGAAUAUGCUUGAAGGACAAGAAAAGAUCCUCAGAAGCUUUAAAUCAAGAAUUCAGGAAGCCAAGGACGAGAAUCUGAAAAUGUCUAAUUUAUUAUCAAGUGUUGACCUUUCCAAUUUAUCGAUAUCGGACUCUCUAUCCAAGUCUUAUAUGAUGAGAAGCAUUGAUUAUAUCUUACUAGGGAAGGCUCAUAAUAAAUUUAAUUAUAACAUAGAUAUUUCUAAAGAAUUAAGAAAUUGGUUUAAUAAUAAUAAAUAUUUAUAGCAGGAAAAAAGAUUAUAAAAUUAUGGAUCACCCAAACAUAUCUUUAAUUCAUAAAAACAACGAUGAAUCCUUUGUUAGCAGUUUAAUGGGACUAGACUCAGAAAUACAAAGCAUUACAGACACAGAAGUUUCUGAAGAGUCAGAAUAUUCUUCUAAUGAAAGCUCACUAGGAACCAUGACAUUCCAAAACUGGGCAUUUAUAAGAUCCCAUGUGCUAUAUUUGCACAUAUAA
Blepharisma stoltei is the source of this 700-nucleotide messenger RNA. The record is from the annotation of a GenBank genome assembly. Lineage: Eukaryota; Ciliophora; Heterotrichea; Heterotrichida; Blepharismidae.